AUGAAUUCUCAGUCAUGCUCUUAUUUGGCUCUUUUUGGGUUUGGGCAAUCAGCUGAUAUCACUAUAAAGUUGGAUGACGAAGAAACGCGAAAAACUGCAAAGAUACGAGGCGAAGAUGGCCAGCAAGAAACUCAUUACUUGUUCUACGAUGGCGAAACCAUCUCCGGUACUGUGAAUGUCGCUCUAAAGAAGGCUAAUCAAAAACUUGAGCAUCAGGGCAUAAGGAUUGAGUUCAUUGGACAAAUAGAAGUCUAUUACGAUCGCGGCAAUCAACAAGACUUUAUUUCGUUGACGAAAGAUUUGGCACGACCUGGCGAACUCACGCAGAAUUCCUCGUUCCAUUUUGAGUUCCAUAAUGUCGAAAAGCCAUACGAAUCUUAUAUGGGUAUUAACGUCAAACUGAGAUACUUCCUUAGAGUGACUAUCGUUCGCCGAAUAACAGAUAUCACCAGAGAGAUGGAUUUAAUUGUGCAUACACUUAGCAGUUACCCAGACGCUGACGUGAAUUUGAAGAUGGAUGUUGGGAUAGAAGACUGCCUACACAUCGAGUUUGAGUAUAAUAAAAGCAGGUAUGCUGUGGUUAUCUUAUCUAAUUUUUUUACUUUUGAGAACGGUUGUACUUCGUUGUUGGGGGGAAGGGAUAUGUUAACUUCAACGAUUACUAUCAACAAUUUACACUAA
Messenger RNA from Cylicostephanus goldi, 681 nucleotides. The record is from the annotation of a GenBank genome assembly. Lineage: Eukaryota; Metazoa; Nematoda; Chromadorea; Rhabditida; Strongylidae.